CGAUAAUAUCGACGGUGGAACAAGUCGUUUACCAGUUACCCAAUAUACGACACAACGAUUAAGUGACAAUUGGAUAUGAAAAAAGUGUAAUUUAUUAACAAAAUAACUGUACAGUACAAAUUAUACUGAUCAACAAAAUGGUGAAGUAUUAUGAAAGUAAUACAAUUUUCCAAUUUAAUUGGGAUCAAGUAGUACGUGGAUUUUGGCAAAGAUAUCCAAAUCCUAAUAGCACCCAUGUACUUACGGAAGAUACUGUAUCAAGGAAGGUUAAAGAUGGCAUAUUAUAUACCACACGACUUCUGACAAAAACUAACAGAGUACCAAAAUGGGGAGAGAGAUUUAUUAGUAAAAGUGUUGUAAAAAUUGUUGAAGAGACCAUAGUGGACCCCAAAACGAAAACUUUAACAACAUAUACAAGAAAUUUAGGUUACACUAAAGUCAUGGUUGUUGUGGAGAAAGUUGUUUAUAAGGUGUGCGAAGAAAAUCCUAAUUGGACAGUUGCAAAAAGAUCAGCUUGGAUCGAUAGUCAAGUAUUUGGAUUUGGUAGAGCUAUUCAAGCAUUUGGAUUGGAUAGAUUUAAAAAGAAUUGUACUCUGAUGUAUAACGGGUUUAAUUAUGUCCUAGCACAUAUGUUUCCACAUACAGCACAGUAUAUGAAUCCAACACUUUCUCAAAUGGGUUUUACUCAUCUAGUAAGAACAACGUACAUAAUCCAAGCGUCAAAAGGAAAAAAUUUAUAUUUACAUGUUUCUUUCUUUUUAUUUCAGAUCGAUGAAGGAGCUGGGGCAAGGACUAGUCUCGCGGAAGAUUUUCAACAUUCGUUACAGGGUAGAGCGGAAAAAGUAAAGGACGCUGCUAAAAAGGCAACAGAUUUGGCAAAGAAAAAAGCUGGAACGAUUUACGCUGCGUAUCAAUCUGAACAGUCAUAAAUAAAGCGACAUUAUUGAUGUGAACAACGAUUUAAAGUAAUUGGGGAACAGAAACAAUAAAAAUUAAAACAAUUUCGAAAUAGAACCGAAAGAUAAUUCUUGCAAAUCGACCGAGCAAAUAGGAUGAAAUCGUUGGUAAUUGUUUAGCAUUGUCAAUAUUUAUGUUUAUAAUUGAUUAAAUAGGAUUAAUUCGUCGAUGAAGCAAAGGAGGUGAAAAGAAAUUUUUGUUUGAACUACUUUACUGUAAUGGCUCUGUAUAAUAUUUUCACGUUGUCAUUCCUGUUAACUGCCAACUCAUAUUUAAUUUUUAAGAUUUAUUUAAAAUAUUUUUGAGAUAGAUGGAACAACAUUUUUAAAGAUAACAAUUACUGACGAUGUUAAAUUGCGCGAACAUGGCAAUAUCGCUAUGCGUGUGUAUCUCACUAAAUUCGGAAAGCUGACAAAACUGAGGUCGGAAUAUCUGUUUUCUGAAAAAAUUUCUAAAUUUUUUAUUGCUUCAAAUACAUAUGGUUUACUUUGAUAACGUAUAAACAUGAUUAAACACGAUAAUAAGAGAAAAAUGUAGGAGGAAAAGUGUAGAUUCUUUUGUAAAUUAUUAAAAUAGUACAAGGAAAAUUAGUCCAGAAUUCGAACGAAUGUAUUCGUCUUAGUAAGAAUCGAGCAUAAUCUCUUUAAACGAGAUGGUUUCCAAACCGGGUGGUUUCUAAAGGAACCAUAAGUAACACAUAUUAGUAAUAGCGUGUACAUAUUGCACCUAAAUAUUAAACAUUUUUUACCGGUACGACCCAAACUUCGUCGGUAUCUAUAUAAUAUUUUAUAUUGGUGUCGAUGGUUUUCGUACAUAAUUGUAAAAUUGCAAUUGCACUUAGAACAUAUUUGUGAAAAUUCUGUAUUCUGUGCACGCUUUUGCGUACAUAGCGUAAAAUAAGAUAUCUGGAUGUAUACAUAUUACAUAAAUAUAUAAUAGAAGAAUUUAUAUAAAUUCUAGUUACAGAUUAUAUCACGUUUACGUUGAAAGAAAUCCUAA
This is a messenger RNA of Bombus pascuorum, 1956 nucleotides long. It is a transcript of the gene prel, whose product is annotated as PRELI domain-containing protein 1, mitochondrial. The record is from RefSeq and is a predicted model, not a curated record. Gene Ontology annotation, cellular component: mitochondrial intermembrane space. Bases 138 to 929 code for a protein of 263 amino acids. Gene Ontology annotation, biological process: phospholipid transport. Lineage: Eukaryota; Metazoa; Arthropoda; Insecta; Hymenoptera; Apidae. Gene Ontology annotation, molecular function: phosphatidic acid transfer activity. The transcript has 4 exons.